Messenger RNA from Leptinotarsa decemlineata (Colorado potato beetle), 563 nucleotides. RefSeq lists its product as uncharacterized. The record is from RefSeq and is a predicted model, not a curated record. Lineage: Eukaryota; Metazoa; Arthropoda; Insecta; Coleoptera; Chrysomelidae. Gene Ontology annotation, biological process: cobalamin transport. Gene Ontology annotation, molecular function: cobalamin binding.
UCAUCCGACACUCGAUUUUCAUUUGUGUUCAUUUGCUUGUUCAGAAUGUAUUUGUUAAGUUUGAUACUGUUCAAUUUGAUCAUCUUCAGUGCAGGAACGAAGUUUUACGCAACGUCAAACGAAGGAGAUUCCAGAUAUUCUGAUAUUACCAUAUCAUACACAGUCUGGGUGGGCCCAGAUAUCACAGAAUCUGCAACAAUAAACAUAACAGCACCAAAGAGGACACCUUUCUAUGAAGUAAUGCAAUUGGCUAUGAAAAAGGAUCCAUAUUUUACUUUUGAAGCCACCGAAUCAACAUUUGGACAUUACAUCACCACUAUCGCAGGUCAUAAAGAAGAUAAAGCUAAGAAUAUAUUCUGGUUCAUAUACAAUUUGAAAGAAAUGCCCGAUCCUAACAGUCCACCUUCUGAUGACUUGCUCUCCCCAGUCGGUGUUGACGGCUUGAUGAUUGAGAAGGGCUACCAUUACUUGUUCUGGUACCGAAUAUGGAAGAAUUGAAAUAAUUGAAACAAUCUCAAACAUGUGAUAGUACUUACUAUGAAUCAAUACAGCUUUUAUAUUAC